GUUGUGUUUAUGCGUGGAGAGGCAUUUUGGAGAGUUAAAAAAAAAAAAAAUUGCGAGUUCGUGGUCACAUGGGAAGCGUUCACAUGGUAGAAUCGCGCGCGGAAAGGUAUAGAGGAGAGAUAUAGAGAGUACUCAUCGCGAAAAAAUAUCGGGGCCAAAAUAUAGAGGUACUACAUCGCGGAAAAAUAGCGGGGCCAAAUGUUUGGAGGUAUUUUAUCGGAGAUAAAAGGGAUCAAAUUAACACCCCCUGGGGUGCUCUCCUUCGACGUCUCACUUUGCGGGGAAAUUCCUCCCAUCCCCUCUCCUCUCCAGCUGAGGAGCACUGUUUAGGCGCUCUAUUUAGGUGCCCUCUUGAGGAGCCCUGUGUAGGCGCCCUAUUUAGGAGCCCCUUUUCGAACCCCUAACCUCCCCACCGUUUCGCCCCUGCAUGGGUGUACGCGCAGCAUUUACGCAUGGGUGCUCCUCUCCCCGUGGGCAUACUACCCUAGGUGCUUCUAAAUGCGAAUGGUUACCCCUUCCCCCUCGCGCGUACCCAAUAGCGGAGUGACAGCAGUACGCUGUUAGAGAGAGACGCAUCGUACCUGAGGCAGAAAGGCUCCUACAGGGACUAUCCCCCGAGGAAAGUGACCCUCCUACAGGUUGGCUGUGUACACAUAGGGCGCAAAUUGCCAGCCGCCAAUCGCAAAACGCCAACCGCCGACCGCGCCCACCGCGAAUCCCUGCACGUAAAUGCCAGAUAGCCAGCAGCUAGGAUGAAAGCGAAAAGGGACGAUGAAAACCUAUUUUCCGAUAAUGAAGAGUACGAAAAAAUUAAGAAAAAAACGCUGUUCAAAAUUCUCCUCUCUGUGUUUAUCAAGACGCUAUUUGAAUCCUUCCUACAGCCGCUGCUCCCAUUUUAUAUAUUAAACUACUAUGACAUCCAAGUGAAGGAGCUAGGGAUUUUAUUAAGCUUUUACUCGCUCUCCCAAUGUGUAAUGUGCCUGAUUAUAGGGUUCUUUUCCUCCAUCAAUAAGAAGCAUUUACUUGUAUUUCUAAUUCUGUUAAACCUGAUUGGUAUGUACCUAUUUUACGUAAAAUUGAAUUUCCCUUUACUAAUUAUAAACAGAAUUAUAUGUGGCAGUAGCUCCGUGUUCAUCGUCGUCGUCAAUGCUAUUAUCAACGAUUUGGUUGACACAGAUGUGUGUAUUUAUUACACGUACAUAAAUGUAUUUAAUGCAAUUGGAAUAAUCCUGGGGCCAUUGCUAUCUUCGCUGUUUUUAACAAUAUUUAAUUUCCAAAUUAUAUUAAAUUUUAACACCCUUGGGUUAAUUGCCUCUCUUCUCAUCGUGUUGACAAUUUCGAGUGAGUUACUUGCACACAAUCAGGACAACAUAAAAAAAAAAAUCAUCGAAGAUGCUAAUUUGGUCACUCUGAAUGUGGACACUGAGGGGAGGAAAAAAAAAGCUCAAAAAGGUUUGCCUUCCAAUGGGGGGAAUGCCCCAUACCUGAACGACCCGAUCGAGUCCCAAUUUAGAAACAACCCUGCGCAGAGUGGCAGGGAUAGGCACGAAACGGCCAGCUGCAAAAGAGGAGCGAAUUCCGCGAGUGGAAAGUUGGUUGGUGAAAAUUCCCCAAAUAGCCACCUGCUUAGCAAAGAAAAAAAACACACGGUCGAACGCUACAAGAAGAAGCUUUUCCAUGACGACCAUGACGAAUUUUCCGAACGGUCAUAUCAGCAGUUUUUGAAGAGACGGGAUUACUUUUACAUCACCAGGCUGACCCUCUACGUGAAGGAGAAGAUGCGUGCGCUUGCCCACACGACUCUUUCUUACAAGCUGAAGUGCCUCCUUUCGAUUUGCAUGUUCAGAUUUACGUCAGCCUUUUCCUCCAACUUGAUGAGCAACAUUUUUUUUGUAUUCUACAACGACAACGUUUCGUCAGACAACAAGCAGAUCCAAAUCAGCGUCUUUGUCUCCCUGAGCGGAAUCAUCAUGAUCUUCUACCAGUACUUUUCCUUCUCGUACAUUUUGAAAACGUUUGGAUAUAAUGGCACGGCAAUUAUAGGACUGCUGAUACAAAGCACGGGAAUCCUGCUGACCUACCACAGCAUAAAAUAUUAUAACAUAAUUUUUCAAUACAUCAGCAUUUGCUUCAUCCAUUCGUGCUCCUAUGCGUACAUAGAGCCGAUCAUACCAACCAUCAUAUCUUUAUUUUUUGCCAAAAAGGAUCAGCUGUUUUCCCAAAGCAUCGUUUCCUUCUUCAGAUAUUUAUCCCUCACCAUUUCGCCCAUCAUUUAUAGCUACUACUACAUCGAAAAUCAGCUCUCCCCCUUUUUCAUUUCCUCCUGCGUGUCCAUCAUAUCCAUUUUUUUUGUGCACCUCUCCUUUAAGUACCACAAGAGGAUGAACGCUUCCCUUUUGUCUAAUUAG
Plasmodium vivax (malaria parasite P. vivax) is the source of this 2408-nucleotide messenger RNA. RefSeq names its product transporter, putative. The transcript is spliced from 3 exons. The record is from RefSeq and is a predicted model, not a curated record. Gene Ontology annotation, molecular function: transmembrane transporter activity. Gene Ontology annotation, biological process: transmembrane transport. The coding region runs from base 753 to 2408 and encodes 551 amino acids. Lineage: Eukaryota; Apicomplexa; Aconoidasida; Haemosporida; Plasmodiidae.